AUGUGUAAAGUGUCGGAACUCAUCUGCUCUCUUGUGGGAUUCCAUUUACUGGACCUUCUUUUCUGCUUGGGCUUUCAUCCUGCUUUCUCUCAGCUGUUUUCCCUUUGGUCCAGCUUCGGUGUCCAAAACAAAGUCCCACCAUCUGAAACUGGACGCGUAAGAGCCGAUAAAGAAAUGGUGGUGCUCAUCGUGGUGAUCAGCACCGGCCCAGAAAGGAAGGAAGUGGUGCAAAGACCAAGGGAAUUCGUAACCAGAGUGGGCAUCGACAGCCUGGAACAAUCUCAAGCAGAUCCAAAGCGAAAUGGUGAACAAGUGCAAGUCUCUGGUGAAGUAGCACCAAACCAAGGGAAUUCCAACGGUUCCCAUGCCCAAAAGUGCAACUUCGACAGGAUGAGCAUACUCAGCCGUCAAGCCAAAUGGGGCAGCAUAGCGGUGGUGCUGCUUGUGAAUGUACUUGUAAAAGACUCCGUGGUGCAAGCCCCUGUGGAACCAGUAAUGCCAAGCGUCUUCCAACACAAAGAAAAGCCCCAACUGGAACAAGAUUUUCGACCACGAAGGGAAAGGAACCAGGAAAGACAUGCCGAUCUUUUCACUGAGCGGGUGGAAAAACCAGAUGGGGAAGGCCUCCACCAAGAAAUGCGAUGUCAAGACCGAUUUAAGACACUCCCAUUGCUCGGUGUUGCUAGGCAACUUCGACUCCUGGAUCUUGUACUUGCGGAAGUAUGGGAUACGAUCGAUAAUGGCCCAGGGCAAACAUCUGCCAAAGUACAUGAUCUCGUGCAUCAAGAAGAAGAACAAUCCAGUGGCCAAAACAUCAUUGUUCAUCCAAUAGUAGUAGGCGGCCCAGAGUUUCUCGACUGGGUUCAAACUGCCGAUGUUACUGAAGUUCUGGUACGACUCGGAAAACGUCGUUGCGUUCGAAAACCCACUAUAGUCGUGAUAGACAGCGCUUACCAUGCUUUUGUUGAAAGAAGAAAAUAG
Molecule: messenger RNA, 981 nt
Organism: Clavispora lusitaniae ATCC 42720
Lineage: Eukaryota; Fungi; Ascomycota; Pichiomycetes; Serinales; Metschnikowiaceae
Source: RefSeq, a predicted model, not a curated record